UUAUCUCUGUAACCUACUGAGCACUUCUGGCUCUCCUAUGAUGCUGAUGUCACCUCAUGUACUUUGACAACAAAAAGAUUUUGCCUGUAUUAUAGCUUAUCUUAUCUUUCAAAUAACAUCAUCCAGCCCGUUGUGUUUUAUCCUUUCCGAUGGACACAUUGAUUCUCGGAUGUUGACCUGUUUUUCCUGGUUUCGAGUUGUGCUGUUCUCCAGAUGGCCUCCUACUCAUUUUUAUGUGGGUGGAAUGGCCUCUUCCAAUAACAAAGCUGACUAAAAACGUUGGAAAACUCCGUCCCCUGACCCUUUCUGUCUCCCCAUAGGUCAGCUUCCAGCAUUUUCUGUGUUUUACUGUUGCUUCAAGGUCUGAUUAAUGGUUUUCCUCUAUGCUUACUCAGAUAGGCCUUGCAGCAAUCAUGUGCUUUGUACGUGUUUUGAUUUCUUCAUUGCCUUCAUUAGUCAGUACCUUCCAUGAUCAUCAAUAGUUUGGGUGCAAAGUAAUGAUGUUGUUCUUUGAGAUUCCUUUUGAGACUAAAAAGAAAACCAAAUAACUGUUUCUCUUGUUACUUGUUUCUUGUUAUUUAAGUACAUGACUCUGAACUACAGUUCUCCCUGUAGACUCCCACACCCUAUAAUGACUGUGCUGUUUUAAUCUUCUCAGUCAUCUCAAGUGUUCACUUCAGAUCCAUUUGUCUUUAUUUUUAUAUAGCUGCCUACCCAAGACAGUUGUGCGGAACUAUUCAUAGACUUAACAAAGAGUAAAUGGAAAAGUAGUAAUGGUCAGUUGUUACAGCCGUUAAUGUCAUACAUUAAGGGAAAGCUGAUGACGAAGGAGAGAACGCUAAAGCUACAAUGAUAGUUGUAGAAUGGAAGACCUCUGGGGAUCCUUACUAUCUGGCCUCCCAACCUCACAGGGCACAUUAUCCUUAUCUAACUCCGAAGUGUGUGCAAGUGUUGCUAGAACAAAGGGUCUGAAUAAGAAUCGGUCAUCUGCUCUGCUCUGCGUAAGGCAGGCAUCAAUGGCUGGCAGAUCAGCAAGUCAACCUGUGGUGUAUAUCAGCGGUGUAAUUGAGGGAGGUGUAAAGUAUGACAAGGAGGAGCAGAUUAGUACUGAUACUGAGGAUGUAUAUGCAGCCAAGUAAAAGACACUAAACUGAGAGCAAGUUAUAUCAUGAACUAAAACCAGCUACCUGAACAAUAAAAACAAUAUUAAAUCGAUGUUUUUUACUGCAAAAGUCUCCUCCUGAACUACGUUUGAUAGCCAGCAUAUGUAAUAUACCAUUAGAAAUAUAAACUUCUGCAGAGUGUUUAUACUGUGUUAAAAAGCCCCAAGAUACUUUAUGGUUAUUUUAUGUUGUGUAUGGUUAUAUUUUGUGUUGUGGCAAAGAAAUUUAUAACAGUAAAACAAGGUGUCAUUUUUGUUUCUUUUACUUCAGAUAAGUUUUGUUUUGCUUUAUUUAGAACAUAAAAUAAUUCAAAAGCAAAUAAUGACACAUUUCUUAAAUUAUCCAGACUGUAUUUUGUAGUCAAAAAAAUCUACAGAUCUGACUUCUGCCCAAAGUAAAUUCAGCCCCAUGGUUCUGUAUAAACACUCUGUGUAGUCUGCCCCCGCCUCCAUCCCUGAAGGGGCACCCAAGGAGAGUGCCUUCAGUCACUGGUCCUAUCAUGCCAAAGACUAAGUGGGCUGCCCACUUUCGACCAGAGCUCCUGUUAGGUGAGUCCAGCGAUGGGCUUAACUCCUGUCCAGGACUGUGUCCAACCGAGAAUGUGUCAGAUUCUCCAUGUACCCCCUAAUUUACAUCUUAGACUAACCCUAACCCAUCUUACAACUGCUUAUCAUAAUCAGGGUCAUGAGGGGCCUGGAGUCUACUCCAUGCAUUUACAUUUUUUUAUUUAACAGAUGCUUUUUAUCCAAAGUGACUUACAAUAGAGAGAGGCAGUUCAGCUAGUUCCUAUAGUGACGGGUUAAGGGCCUUGCUCAAGGGAUUCCAGGUUAAAUUGUUGCUCUGGCCACGAGAUUCCAGGCAGCAUAGGGUGGCAGUAUAUCGUAGUGUGCAUAGAUAAACGAAGCGCUGAUUAUCCAUCAGUCUUAGAAAUGCACAGCAUAUCAAUGAACGUAUCAGUACAGGCCGAUGUUCAUUAAAAGUCAAGAUAUCGGCAUCGGUCCAAGGUGUCAGUCCUGGCUGAUGCUGGCAGCCGAUAUUUAAGCUUUAGCAAUAUUCAAAGUUAGCAGCACCAGAGCUAAAGAUAUGAUUACUAAAAUAAUGACGAUGAUUGCAACCGGUUAUUGGUCUCAGCCAAAACUUCCACAUUGGUGCACUACUAAUCAGUCUUCGAACAGCUUAUUUAAUAAGUGGUCCCAGCGAGCAUGAAGCCUAACCCAGAGCACAGAGGAUGCCAUCCAGGACAGGAUACUAGCCCAUCUCACACACACACCAAUUUUAGCUGCCAGUCUUUUUUACGUUUUUUUAAGUUCUUUACACUGCAGCAAAAACACUAACAGAACAUGCGGGGAAUAUGCAAAUUCCACCCCCAAAGCAGGACUCAAAACCCAAACCCUGGGGAUACAAGCCAACAAUACUGCCCAAAAAUGCCACCUGACAUUGAUUAUGGUUCAGUUUUUUCCCAUAUAUGGCCCAUUUCAGUGACCUUUCAACAUGUGUCUGCAUGGCCUGAAUAAAUACAUAUAACAUUGAUGUUGCCUUUUCAACUUCAGGAUGAAAAAAAAGCUCAGAGGGUGACCAUGAUCCAUAACGUCUGCAAUGCUACUAAAACAAUAGUCAUACCCAGCACACUCUGUCCCGUUCCGUGUGGGUGCUGUGGUUUCUUGAAAACUUUGCUUUUUUCCCCAGAAAAACAACAUCAGCCACAUUUAUGUCAAGGAGCUUCAAGCUGAAGGGUAGAUGCCACAAGGCGUGUAUUUUUGUUAAUGAAAACUGCUCUGUGUACGUUAGCGAAAAAUAAUGAAAGAGAAGAAGCAAACCAGUGUUUGUGUCUGUGCCAGAUGUGUAAUGUAUAUGUACAUCAUAUAUUCAAACACAAUUAAUCAUCUCUAAUCAAUAUAAACAGAGAAGAAGAGUGAAGUAAAGGGGGCUAGAAGAGUGUGUCACACAACAUAAAUGAGAAACGAGCCGAGACGCUAAGAUUCAGCAUGGACACCAGGGCAGUGAACAAGGAGAUGGCCCUGAUCAGCAAUGUCCUGGCAGCCUACACCUUUAUUGCAGACCACCUGGAGCGUGCGGCCCUCUUCUUCAUGUGCGGGGUGUGCCUGGGCCUGUUCUUCACACUCCUCGCUUUGGUGGUGCAAAUCUCUUGUCGGAAGGAGUGUCGGACCGGUCCGAAACGUCAGCCCAGGUCACACCCACGGGUUGCCAAAGAGGACAGUGAGGGGAGCAACUCCGACUCGGAUUCAGACUCGGCCUCGGACCUGUCAGCGCGGCGCCACCGGCGUUUCGAGCGCACGCUACGCACAAAUGUCUUCGUGUCAGCAGAGGAGCUGGAACGCGCGCAGCGGCUGGAGGAGAGGGAGCGCAUCAUCCGCGAGAUCUGGAUGAACGGGCAGCCUGACGUCCCCGGCACGCUCGGCAUCAGCCACUACUACUGAGUCUUGGAAGACAUCUUGAAAGACUCCUCUGUUCGGUGCCUUUUGAGGGAGCCACCCCGUUUUGCCAUUAACAGCGUGAGCUGCAGUGUGUUCCUUAAGGUCGGGAGUCUGCACAUGUAUUGCAGAAUAAUUUAUAGAGAACCUCUCGACCUUUAACAGACCUCUAAAGAUGCAGAAAACUUAAGCAACUCUGCGGUGGCAAGUGACUGUAUUCUGCGUAGGGACGCAGAGCCGUUUGCUGACUAUGAUGUUAGAUAAGAUGGGACUGAAUGUGCCUCUCUGAAUGCGAAUGAACUUCCCUUGAGGUAUAUUGAUUCAGAAAUGAGAGAUUUAAAACUCUGGACGCAAAUAAGGCUCCUGUACACAGGCCUCUGUGAUAGGCAUCUGUGUACGAAUAACCUUUGAAAGAAAAACGCUACGUGCGAAUCAGACUAUGAACCAAAAACAUUUUCAUCUCAGCCUUCUUGAAAUCUAUAUUAAUAUUUAAUUUUGUUAUAUAAUGCUUUUUUUUAGAACUGCAAUGUUUUGUCUGGCAUCUCAGGGAUAACAUCCUAGUAUUUUCAGUCAUUUGGUUUUUUUUCUUUUUGAGAAAGCAUUUAGGGAAUUUAAAAAAAAAAAAAAAAAAAAGGUGUGCCUUAUCUGUCAAACAAGGUAGAAUACAGAGGACAUAGAAAAUGCAUCCAAAUAUUGAUAUUACAAUAAUGUGAAGAUGUCAAGUAUCAACCCAAAAUAAAAUAUAAAAUAUUCCAUA
Paramormyrops kingsleyae is the source of this 4352-nucleotide messenger RNA. RefSeq names its product protein eva-1 homolog A-like. The record is from RefSeq and is a predicted model, not a curated record. NCBI's taxonomy places the organism in Eukaryota, Metazoa, Chordata, Actinopteri, Osteoglossiformes, Mormyridae.